AAAAAAUCGACACUUGACACUACUGACUUUCACUCUUUCCACGUUUGCGGUCCAAACCGGAUUCACGACAAACUUUGAUCUCCUGCUUACAUUGAUUAUAAUUUCGGCAGAAAAUGGAAACCUAUAGAACACACAUUGUCAUGUGGACUGUCCUGUGGUUAGUAGAAGUCUUCCUGUGUGCCUCAGCCCAUUUGGAGCCGGUCCAAGCGAUUGUGGGACAAAACGUCCUCCUGCAAUGCCCCUGCAAGAAGAGAAACGAGAGAAUGGACAUGAAAUGGCAAUUAGAAGACCAUACCACCGUGCUUCACCACAGUGGAAGUCAUAACACCACAAACAUCGGGGAGGGAUAUGAAAACAGGGUCAGUCUCUUUCAGAAUGAAGAUAAGGAAAACUGUUCCCUGCUCCUCUCAGGCAUCACUGUCGCAGACAAUGGGAUGUACAAAUGCUUCUUUCAAACCGAGACUUUGGUCUACAUUCACAUCACUCUGCAUGUGAUUGCCAGCUACAGUGUCUGUAUGUACCAGGUACUAGACCAGGCUUCGAUGGGUUCCGGAUGGGGAGAGAGGUUCAGGGUGUACCAGUGUAAAGCCAACGGGGGAUACCCAAAGGGCCAGAUUCACUGGAAGAUGGGUGGACAUCCUCUGGUGAACACCUCCAGGAGGGAUGAGACCCACCUGGAUAACUCUACAGGACUAUACAGUCUGACCAGCAUCCUGACCAUGGAUCGGAGUCAGGGUGACAAACUGCAGUGUAUGGUGGAGAACACAGACCAGGCUUCUAAACUCAACUCCACCUGCAAGGAAAAGCCUGUAUACAUUAGAGAGAGUCUAUUGGAGAGUCCUGAUAAAGUAGCAGUAGCAGCAGGUGUGUCUGUCAGCGUGGUUGUGAUGCUUGUUGCGGGAGUCCUGCUGGUGAUCUUCUUACUGACUAGAUGUCACCGGCGUGAAACAUCAACGAAGCAGAGAGACACAGAGGAAAGAAGCGUGACCCAGCAGUUGAACAUGUAUGAACACUGAGUGAGUGGAGCAUCUUCUCCCUCUGAUACAACAAUCUCUCCUCAAAUGACGGACGACAAAAUGGAGGGAUGGUGACUUGCAACAAGACAAACUUAAACUUAAAAUAAUGCCUGUGUUCAAAGUAGCAAUGUGGAGCAGCAUUGAGCAAUGUAUUGUAAUGUCAUGUCUGAACCAUAUUCUGUGGCAAUUAUGCAACGAGGCAGGAAGUGAAAGAAGUGGAGAACAGCAUGAUGGGAGAAAUGACUGGUCAUUGGACUGAACAUGAGCCGAACUCAGUAAAUGAAGUCCAGAGAAAUCCCAAGAAAUAAAGUAGACCUAAGGCAGCCUGUAUAUUAUAGCGUUGACUAACUACAGGUGCAUUCACAUUUCUAAGAAGAGAAGCAGAUGAUACAGGACUACUAUAGUUAACAGCCAUCAUGGAAACUCUUGUUACAUACAUCUACCGCAUGUUCCUGGUGUUACCCAUUUGAAUCAUGUUGAUAAUUCGCUUUCAUGUACAGCAGUCAUUUCACAAUGUAAAUAUGAAUUUAAUUAUCUGAAUAAUGUGAAGACUUUGACAUGAUCAAUGUUUUCAUUGCUGCUUAUUAUUAUGAUGUAGCUUGCUGUGAAAAAAAGCGUGUCAUGGAAUGACUAAAUCAAAAGAUUAGUAACACUUUGGUCCAGGGUCCGUUUUGGUGUAUUAACCAUAUUGGUUAAGCUUACAACACAGAAAGAGCUGAUUGGAAAUCAGGGAAAUAAAAUGACUUUUUAUAGGUCUUGUCCCAAGGGACUAAUACAAGUUUCACAUCUGUGUUCAUAUUUAUUUUGUGAGAGAAAAAAACUACAGACAUUAUACAAAUACAUUAUCCGCCCACCUCUCCCCUUUCCACCCACAUGACCUGCUUAUUUGAGUACAAAUAUCAAAGUAGUGAUUUUAAACUGUUAAUUGUUGAAGUCCAUAUGUUGAUACUUGGUUGCCUGGGUGUUAGGUACAGUGAAGUUAGUCAUCAUUAAGCAGUAAGAGAUUGGCAAGACAAGGGAUUGGUUUAGAUAAAAUGCUUGAUAAUGAUGAAGACAGAUUGCCAAAAGCAGAACAAUCUGUUUUAAAACUUUUAUACCACUUAUAUUUUAUGCUGUAAGUGACAAUGCUGUCUGUUUUUCUGUGUGUGAAAGUAUUGUUCAGUUGUUUUUAUGUGUUUGUACUGUUGGAAAGUAGCUGAAAUUCUCUGUCCUCUUCCAUCUUGGUGUUUCUUUUUCAAAUAAACUAUGUACUAUGAAUAUGAAAUGAGAUAAACCCUAUAUUAAAUGCCAUAAUAAACCCUAUAUUAAAUGCCAUAAAACCUAUAUUAAAUGCCAUAAUAAACCUUAUAUUAAAGCACAGCAUUGAUUGUCACUGCUACGCA
Oncorhynchus gorbuscha (pink salmon) is the source of this 2398-nucleotide messenger RNA. RefSeq names its product ICOS ligand-like. The transcript has 6 exons. The record is from RefSeq and is a predicted model, not a curated record. Bases 114 to 1016 code for a protein of 300 amino acids. NCBI's taxonomy places the organism in Eukaryota, Metazoa, Chordata, Actinopteri, Salmoniformes, Salmonidae. Gene Ontology annotation, cellular component: external side of plasma membrane. Gene Ontology annotation, biological process: negative regulation of T cell proliferation; positive regulation of T cell proliferation; immune response.